AUGGAUCCACUUAACGAUAUCCGCCGCAACACAUACAAGGAACGUAGUCGUUUCAAACCCGAAGAAAUCCGACGUCGACGCGAAAAUGCUCAAGUCGAGAUUCGUAAACAAAAGAAAGAAGAAAAUUUGGCUAAACGAAGAAACUUUAACGCUCAAGAACUCGCAGAAGAUUCAGACGAUGAUUUUGAUAUGGCUGCUCAAGAUGCACAGCUUAUGACCAACUUACCUAUCAUGGUCCAACAUAUCUAUAGCAAUGACCCUGAAUCACAACUAGCAGCUACAGCUCAGUUUAGAAAACUAUUGUCUAAAGAAAAGAACCCUCCUAUCAAAGAAGUGAUUCAUUGUGGUGUUGUGCCUCGUUUUGUUGAAUUUCUUCGAUCUGAAAAUAGUCAAAUUCAGUUUGAAGCUGCUUGGGCAUUAACCAAUAUUGCUUCUGGAUCUGCAGAUCAAACAGAGACUGUUAUUCAAGCAGGUGCUGUCCCUUUCUUUAUUGAGCUCUUAAGUAGUCCUGUCUUGGAUGUGAAAGAACAAGCUGUUUGGGCUCUUGGUAAUAUUGCAGGUGAUAGCCCUCAAUGUCGUGACUAUGUAUUGGAACAAGGUGCACUUCCUCCUUUACUAGCCAUCUUUGAAGAAAACUCAAAACUGUCCAUGGUGCGCAAUGCUACCUGGACAUUAUCUAACUUUUGUCGAGGCAAGAAUCCUCAACCUGACUGGCGAUUGAUUUCUCCUGCUUUAGGCAUUCUAUCCAAACUGAUUCACUCGACAGACGAAGAAGUCUUGAUCGACACUUGUUGGGCCAUUUCGUAUUUAUCGGAUGGUAACAAUGAACGCAUUCAAGCUGUGAUUGAAUCGGGUGUGGUCAGUCGCCUUGUCGACCUAUUAAGCCAUUCAGCCACGACUGUCCAAACACCCGCUUUACGUUCGGUGGGUAACAUUGUGACAGGUGAUGAUUCUCAAACCCAACUGGUCAUUAACUGUGGUGCUCUUUCUGCUCUCUUGAACUUGUUGGGUAGUGCCAAAGACACGAUUCGUAAAGAGACUUGUUGGACUCUCUCAAACAUCACAGCAGGCAACACGCAACAAAUCCAAGCGAUUAUUGACCAUGGACUUGUGGGUCCCUUGAUUCAGGUGUUGACACAUGGUGAUUUCAAGAGCAAGCGAGAAGCCUGUUGGGCUAUCUGCAAUGCUACCUCGGGCGGACUCAACAAGCCAGACCAAAUUAAGUAUUUAGUGGCUGAAGGAUGUAUUCGACCCUUGUGUCAAAUAUUGACCCUCAAGGACAAUAAGAUCUUGAUGGUUGCCUUGGAUGGUCUAGACAAUAUCCUCAAAGUAGGCGAAAUGGAAAAGAUGAAUACGAUGGAUGGCUUAAAUCCUUAUGGACUGUUGAUUGAGGAAUGUGGUGGUGUUGAAUUGAUUCAUGCCUUACAACACCAUGAAAAUAUCGACAUUUAUAAAAAGUCAUAUCAAUUGAUUGAUAAAUACUUUAGUGAAGAAGAUCCAGUUGAUGCUGAAAUCAUGCCUGAUGCUCAAGGUCAAUUUACGUUCCACCAAGAAGAAACACCUCAGGGUGGUUUUCACUUUUAA
Gilbertella persicaria is the source of this 1584-nucleotide messenger RNA. Its product is annotated as armadillo-type protein. The coding region runs from base 1 to 1584 and encodes 527 amino acids. NCBI's taxonomy places the organism in Eukaryota, Fungi, Mucoromycota, Mucoromycetes, Mucorales, Choanephoraceae. The record is from RefSeq and is a predicted model, not a curated record. Gene Ontology annotation, cellular component: nucleoplasm; cytoplasm; nucleus. Gene Ontology annotation, molecular function: protein binding; nuclear import signal receptor activity. Gene Ontology annotation, biological process: NLS-bearing protein import into nucleus. The transcript has 5 exons.